AUGUCUGGCUACGGUAAUAACGACGACUCCUACGGAGGUGACAACAAUGAUAGCUAUGGCUCUCGCCAAGCCGGAAAUGACAACUACGGCUCGUCUCGCCGGGACAAUGAUGACAGUUAUGGCAGUUCCGGUCGCACUGGAGGCGGUAUCGGAUCGGGCCGCGACAACGACGACAGCUAUGGUAGCUCCGGCCGCACUGGUGACAACUAUGGUUCCUCUGGUACUGGCGGCGGCCUAGGAUCAUCUGGCAACGAGUUCGGCUCGUCCCGCCGCGAUAAUGACGAUAGCUAUGGCAGCUCCGGUCGCACUGGAGGAGGCAUCGGAUCGGGCCGUGACAAUGAUGACAGCUACGGCAGUUCUGGCCGUACUGGUGACAACUACGGUUCGUCUGGUACCGGCAGCGGCCUUGGAUCAUCUGGUCGUGAUAACGACAAGAGCUACGGAACCAGCGGUACUUCCGGAUAUGGCUCAAGUCGUGUUGACGACCUCGCUGCUGGCGAUCGCCAAGGUGAUAUCGACUCGUACGGAACCAGGGGUACUACCGGCGGUAUCAGCGGCACCAGUGGCGGUCUUGGUGGUGAUGACUCUUACGGCUCAUCCGGCCGGGACACCUAUGGUUCAUCUGGCACCCGCAACGACGAUUCAUAUGGCUCAUCUGGCCGAGGCACUUCGGGCUCUGGAAAUGACAGCUACGGUUCAUCCGGCCGCCAGGAUGAGAACGACCACAAGAGCAAGAAGAGUGACUCCACCUUCGGUAAGUUGUUGGAGAAGGCUGGUGAUACUCUCAACAACCGGGGCCUCGAGGAGAAGGGCCGUGCCAAGCGUGAGGAGAAGGGAGCCUUUGGCGAUGACAACUACUAG
This is a messenger RNA of Truncatella angustata, 861 nucleotides long. RefSeq lists its product as uncharacterized. The record is from RefSeq and is a predicted model, not a curated record. Bases 1 to 861 code for a protein of 286 amino acids. Lineage: Eukaryota; Fungi; Ascomycota; Sordariomycetes; Amphisphaeriales; Sporocadaceae. The transcript is spliced from 4 exons.